AUGAAGGACAUAUUAAGUCAUAAGAAGGAUUGGAGAGAGACAGAAACAGUCUUCCUCACUAAAGAGUGCAGUGCAAUCAUUCAGAAUGGCUUACCAGAGAAAUUUAAGGAUCCUGGAAGCUUUAUGAUACCAUGCACUCUAGGUGAUGCUUGUACAAGGACAUCUUUAUGUGACCUUGGUGCAAGCAUAAACCUAAUACCUGCUUCUUUAAUAAAGAAGCUCUAUUUGACUAAAGAAGUCAAACUAACCCGCAUAUGCCUUCAACUUGCAGAUGGUUCUGUUAAGAUACCAUCAAGAGUAAUAGAAUACAUGAUUGUCAGUGUUGGACCUUUUGCUUUCCCCACUGACUUUAUGGUGUUAGACAUGGAAGGACACAAGAGUGCAUCCCUUAUCGUAGGGAGACCCUUCCUAGUUAUAGGACGGACCCUUAUUGAUAUUGAGAAAGGGGAAGUAACCCUGAGAGUCAAUGAGAAAAAGUUCGUACUGAAUGUUGUCAAGGCUAUGCAACAUCCAGACAUUAAUGAGGAAUGCAUGAGCAUUGACCUCAUUGAUUCCCUGGUGGAAGAGGUCAACAUGGCCAAAAGCAUCAAUGAAGGGCUAGAGGAUAUCCUUGAUGAUACUUAG
Molecule: messenger RNA, 624 nt
Organism: Arachis stenosperma
Lineage: Eukaryota; Viridiplantae; Streptophyta; Magnoliopsida; Fabales; Fabaceae
Exons: 1
Coding region: 1-624 (207 amino acids)
Source: RefSeq, a predicted model, not a curated record